This is a messenger RNA of Hyla sarda, 3634 nucleotides long. RefSeq lists its product as uncharacterized. Bases 221 to 3427 code for a protein of 1068 amino acids. Lineage: Eukaryota; Metazoa; Chordata; Amphibia; Anura; Hylidae. The record is from RefSeq and is a predicted model, not a curated record. The transcript is spliced from 5 exons.
GUAGGAGGAACUAGAUCAGCCAUUGGCUGCACAAAGCAUGUGAUACUGUGUAAUGCUGCAGAAACGAAACUCUGUGGAAAGGAAGGGGAAAGGUGCUGUUAGGAAGAGCCCUGCCAAGAUUCAUUCUGACCUAUGGAGAACCUGCGAGUCCUUGUCUAGACGGUAAAGUAUGGGAAUGGUAUACAAAAUACAUACAUUUCUUUAUUUCGUCAACUGAGACAUGGAUGACAUUCUGAAGUCAGAGAUUUUCAUUGUUGUAUAUGAGCAAAAAGAUGGUGUUUCAUUUGAAGAAUUUGGGGGACUUUUUCGUCAGAUCCAUGGCUAUUAUCUUAACCUUUCAAAAUAUGGUUACUCCUCACUGAGGAGCUUGCUGAAUGACAUGAAAGAUUUGGUUGAGAUAAAAAUUACAAAAGGACAUCAAAUGAUAAGAUGUAAAUCACCCUCCAGACAUCAUGUGGUAGUUUCACAUGGAAACAUGGUCCCAGGGCUUUCAAGUGCUUUACCUUCAUCUGGACCUUCUCCAGAUCCUGUUGUAAGGAAAACUGAUCAAGAACAACUUACACAGAACCGUGUAAAGCAGGUCAACAGCACCAACUCUGCAACAGGCAAAAAGGAUAAAGAAAAACCAAAACACACAUGCUCUCCACCUGUCAAAAACACCAGUCCUGCAGUAAACCAUAAGAACAGCCCUCUACCUGUAAAAUGUGGAAUUACAUCAAAUGUAAAGACUGCUACAAAUAAUAUGACAACAAAUAGCAGUAGCUUUUGCCUGCAGGUGAACAGCACAAACUCUGCAUCAGGCGAAACAUCUAAAGAAAAACCCAAACCUUCAUGCAAUAUACCUUCCAAAAACACCAAUCCUGCAGUAAACGAUAAAAAGCGCCCUCUACCUGUAAAAUGGGGAAUUAGAUCAAAUGAAAAGACUGCUACAAAAAAUAAGACAACAAAUAGCAGUAGCUUUUCCCUGCAGGUGAACAGCACAAACUCUGCAUCAGGCACAAUAUCUAAAGAAAAACCCAAACCUUCAUGCAAUAUACCUUCCAAAAACACCAAUCCUGCAGUAAAUCUUAAGAACAGCCCCCAACUGGUAAAAUGUGGAUUUUCAUCAAAUGAAAAGACUGCUACAAAAAAUGAAAUAACAAAUAGUCAUAGACUUUCUGGACUUUCAAUCUCCAAACCUCUACUGGCAAGUCCAGCUGGAAAUGUGGCUGCUACAUCUGAUGCUACAAGGACAAAUAAUGUUUCUGAAACAAGACAAGAAAGUAAUUACACAUUUUCAAAUCCUACACUAAAAAUAAAUGUAACCCACUUACAAAAUAACAGAUCUGCCAAUGCAGGAGCUAUAGAAAACAAGGUAUUUACAGCAACAAGUGGACCAAACAAAAAUGCAGAUUUGCUGCCAACUCCCAAAAUGCCAGCAAAAUUCAGUCCAUUUGAUUUCAACUCCAACUUACAGAUUGCCCAGCCGGGAGUGCCACCAAUAAUGUCAUACGCAUCUGUCUGUGCACAUAACAUUAACAACAAUCAUUUCAAUCGCAAUGGACAGCAAUGUACUCCAAAUAAUGUGAGAUUCAAUAUAGGCAACAGGGUUAAUUCUGCCAACGUUACACAGUCUCAUUCUAGAGCAGAACCUAGACCCUCAAUACCGCAAAGCUCUGUUAUUAAAGAGAACAUUCAAGGGCUACUGACUGAGCAUGCUAAUGGACUUUCAAUUUUUCAACUACAAAAAAUAUAUCUAUUUAAGUAUCGACAGCCACUGAAAUUCAGAGGUUCAGCUACACUGAAACAGCUCCUGAUGGAACUAAAGGAUGUUGUGAAGACAGAAGGUGUAGGUGUUCAAAUGCUUGUGUUUCCAGCUCCAGCUCAGAAUAUUCAAGUCACUGCAGCCAGUGGAGAUCAUGAUGCUGCACUACAAGGUGAUGUCUCUUUGCUUACUGAAAUAGACUCCAAAAAGGAAGUUGCAUUAAACCCACAUUCCGUAGACUCCUUGAAAACACAGAAUGAUGAACUGCAAGAGGCUACACAAUUGCCUCUCCAUGAUGGUCAAAUCUUGGCCUCUGGACCAUAUCAAAUAGAUCCUAUGGAAGGACAUAUCACAGAAGUAGUUAAAACAGAAAACACUCAACCAAUUAUGCAAAAUAUGCAAAGAGUUGAACGUAUAUCUUCUAAUGCAUUCCAUGAAGGAUCUCCUGAAGAAGCGCUGUCUGUUUCUGCAUCAGAUGCAGGAGUUUUACCUAACCAAAUUAAUGACAAACCUCAACACAAGACACCUCAAUCAGAGCAAAUGCACCAUCAAAUGAACAAGAGCUAUGUCCGAGAGGAAAUGUCAUAUCUAUGUAAAAAUGUAAUUAUGAAAGACACUAUUGUCACAAAUGGACCUUCAGAAAUUGCACCUCAAAAUUCUUAUUCACAUAGAAUCAUUUUACACUCUUCAAGUUUUUCAUUUGUGAUGGGACAACCAAUAGAUGGAUCUCAUAACAAAGCGAGUGAAUUAUACUUAGCUGACACAAGUUCUGUUACUGAGCAGAAGACACCAUAUCAUAGCAACAACGUAUUAAAAGGUCCAGAACAUUCACAGCAAGGCCUACCUAGUGCUAAAUCAAGUAUUUUAGUGAAGGAUUCAAAGCCACAUCAGUUAUCAAAUCUUUAUGUGGAGAACUCUGAGCACCCACUUUUGCCACUGCACAACUCAAGGAACACAUUGAAAACCAACGAGCAAACAGAGUUUCCAGAAUUACAGCAAAGGGAAGACUUCCAAACUGCAAAGAAUUGCGACUUAACAGAAUCUCCACCAUCACAUCCUAGGGAUAAUCUACAAACUGAAACAGUCCUUGUACAAACAGAGAAGCCAUCUUCAAUUCAAAAGGACAACUCUCAAAUUAGAAAAACGGUUGAGCAAGCUGCACAUUUACCUCUAAAUAGACAAGAAAAGGCCCCCAAUUCCCAGAUUACAAAUAAUAGGAAUGUUGUCUUGGAAGCUUCAGCCAAUGAAAAUACUCCAGAUGCUCAAACUAAAAAUAUACCUGAAAAAAAAUCACAACAGGAAGCAAGUCUGUCUCCACAUACAAAUGACUUGGGUGACGGAGAAAACACUCACAGUCAAUAUGUGCAUGACACUGAGCAAGCUACACAUAUGUCCUCACAUGUACAUAAAGUGCCUGAUACACAUCAAAGCGAAACAAAGCAAAACGAAUCCACUCUUCAAACAAAGCAGUUUGAUGAAUUUACUUCUCCUGAAAUGAUCCCUCAGAAAAGUCUUUUAACUCCAAGACAAGAAAUUGCAGAUCCCUUUCAGAACAUACCCACGCAACCUGUCAUUUCAGUCGCACAAAGUGAACUUCCAAACAAUUUGGAUUGCAUUACAGACCAGGAAGACAAUAAUAAGACAUGGCAAUCAAGUCAGGAAGCGGCCUGCUGUAUUUUAUGAAACUCAAAAUUUAAAAACCUGGAUAACAAAUUAAUAAGUAAAAGUUUAUCAGAAGAGUUCUACUAACACUACAUACAGUAGGGACUGAUAACUUGAAGCAUCUCUGGCCAUGAUCAAAUAAUAAAUUGAAAACUUUUUGUGGUAUGGUAUGUUUUAUGUAUAUUUGUUUUAAAAAUAAAGCAACAGCACAACUGUUGUACAACGACC